AAUAGGAACGUAUUCUACUAAAACGGCCACAAGAAGGUCUAUAUCCACUCCAAUACAAAUGGACAAUGUCGGCUGCUAUGGAACUGAAGCUAGACUCAUUGACUGUGCCUAUGACAUGGAAACCAUCAUCGAUUAUACCGACGAUUAUAGUGAAGAUUACGCCAGUGAAGAUACUCACUACGGAGAUGUCUGGAUUGACUGUAGCAGUAGCACUAGUACAACAAGUGGACCUGAUGGGUGUAAGGGUAACACGGAUUGCAGCAAAACACCUGGUGAUGAAAUUGACAGUAGCAACACUAGUACAAGUGGACCUGAUGGGUGUAAGGGUAACACGGAUUGCAGCAAAACACCUGGUGAUGAAAAUGACAGUGGCGUAAACAAUGCCAAGUCGAAGGAUAAAAGCAGCAGUGAAGCUGACUCGGAUGAGGGGAAUGAUGUGGCACUAAUCUUGGCUGUAGUGGCCUUCGUUGGCUUCGUUCUCAUGUCAACUGUUAUCAUUAGUUUCAUCGUCUACUUCAUUUGGAAAAAAGGUGGAGCUCGUCAAAGUAUGAGGGUCCAUUAUCUGAAAUCAGACCAAGCCCCGAUGAAACCAAAAUGAUAGCCGCUGAUGACCCAUAGAAACACUGGGAGAUUGUGUGCUUUAUAAUAGCACUGUUUACUAACAUCUGUAAAUUAGUCAUUUGCCGGAGGUGUGGCUAAACACAAAUUGUUUGUGCGCAUGCGUGGAAUAACUUGUACAUUAGAUGGCGAUACAACCGGGUCCGAAGAAGAAGGACUUGUUUUAGUUUGCAUCAACAAAAGAUGGGGUCCUAUUUGCCACAACAACGAUGCUAAUGCAAAGACUGUGUGCCGUCAACUUGGAUAUACUUACGGAGAUGGUAAGAAAUUGUUUAUGUUAGCAUAAUAUGGGAG
Molecule: messenger RNA, 912 nt
Organism: Geodia barretti
Lineage: Eukaryota; Metazoa; Porifera; Demospongiae; Tetractinellida; Geodiidae
Source: the annotation of a GenBank genome assembly